AUGGCGUCGGUUCACAGCACCGUCUAUCCGCAGAGCUUCUUACCUUCAAUCUCCAAAGGAAAAUCAAAACCGAAGGCGCAAAACUUUCCGGCGUCGAGAUUCUCCGUAAAUCCGAAUUUCUCGAAGAAAAAACUGGCGGUGGUAGCGACGAAACUAUCGGCGAAGGAGUUCGAAGUGAUAGCGGUUCAGAGCGACGAUGUAACGGAUCAGCAAGAAGGUUUGAUGGUGAGCCGUGUGGAGAAUGAUGGCGGAGAUGGUGAAUUAACGACGCAGGUGAAUGGAUUUGGAGCGAAUGAGGGUUUGUUAUCGUUGGAAGGGUUUCCUUCUUCUUCUGGUUUGGUUGGUAAUGAGAAUGAGGAGAGUAUGGAGAAGCUUCUAGAUAGGAGUAUUAAUGCUAGUAUUGUUCUUGCUGCUGGUACUUUUGCUCUCACUAAGCUUCUUACCAUUGAUAGUGAUUACUGGCAUGGAUGGACAAUCUAUGAGAUAGUAAGAUAUGCACCUCAGCACAACUGGUCUGCUUAUGAGGAAGCUCUUAAGACAAAUCCAGUAUUGGCGAAGAUGGUGAUCAGUGGGGUUGUUUAUUCAGUAGGAGACUGGAUUGCACAGUGCUUUGAAGGAAAACCUCUUUUCGAGUUUGAUCGUGCUCGGAUGUUCAGAUCAGGGCUUGUUGGUUUUGCUCUACAUGGUUCUCUUUCUCAUUAUUAUUAUCAGUUUUGUGAGGAGCUAUUUCCUUAUAAAGAAUGGUGGGUAGUUCCUGUCAAAGUUGCCUUCGAUCAAACUGCAUGGUCGGCCGUUUGGAAUAGCAUUUACUAUACAGUUGUGGGGCUCCUGCGUUUUGAUUCUCCAAUCAAUAUUUUCAAUGAAUUGACGGCAACGUUUUUUCCCAUGUUGACUGCGGGAUGGAAGCUGUGGCCAUUUGCUCAUCUAAUUACUUAUGGUGUAAUACCAGUUGAGCAAAGACUUCUUUGGGUCGAUAUGAUUGAGCUUAUUUGGGUGACCAUACUUUCAACAUAUUCAAAUGAAAAAUCAGAAGCAAGAAGUUCUUCGAUGCCAAUAGAAGAGAUAUCCACUACAUCUGAGGAGUCAUGA
Molecule: messenger RNA, 1089 nt
Organism: Vicia faba (fava bean)
Lineage: Eukaryota; Viridiplantae; Streptophyta; Magnoliopsida; Fabales; Fabaceae
Source: the annotation of a GenBank genome assembly